Messenger RNA from Cantharellus anzutake, 3111 nucleotides. RefSeq lists its product as uncharacterized. The record is from RefSeq and is a predicted model, not a curated record. The coding region runs from base 1 to 3111 and encodes 1036 amino acids. Lineage: Eukaryota; Fungi; Basidiomycota; Agaricomycetes; Cantharellales; Hydnaceae. The transcript is spliced from 2 exons.
AUGCCUGGUAGUAGCCAAUCUUCACAUCCGGAACAUGCAGCACAGCAGUGGCCACACCCCCCGGAGCGCAACUUGGAUGAGGACCAACCACUCCAGAUAAUUAAGCAAGUCUGGCCAUGCCGAGGUAUCAAGAUAGAGUUUCCUGACGGGAAGAGUCCCUGUGCUGAAUGGCCAUGGGAGGAGCAGGCAGAGCUAUCAAUGUCAUGGGAUGUCCACAUUCAGGGUGGCAUACUCACGGUGUAUGCCCCAAGCUGCUCAAAGUCAACAACUCAGGCAAGCGGACAGUGCCAGAAUUGCAGGACACUCCAAAAUAAUCAAAGACUCUGCCGCAUCCGGAGCCGCAUUAACCACGGCAUUGCAGAAACUACCCCAUACAAAUACCUCAGUACAUCAAGGCUGAUUGAGGUUCUUCGGCGAAAGGAUCGUCAGCUUGACUCCCUCAAACUACACCGCCUUAACAGUAACCAAAAGCUUGGCUUACUCACAAGUUCAAACUUGGAUUACAGGCGAUUUGUUAUGGCAGUGAGCGAGUGUAGUGCUCCUCGCAUCAAUCAUCUUGUUCACUCUGCACUGCGAAAGAAGCAUGGGAUCAAUGAAAUCAUUCGACUUAUUGGAAGAGCUGCAAUGGGAACUUACAAGCCCCGAUAUACAGAAGAAGAACACCUGAUGAGUGUUGUGCUCUAUCGCCUCGGGGGUGCUCGGGUAGCGGAGUUUGCACAUGCCGCACUCGGAACACCAGGUCUGACUGUAACACGACGGCACUGCACUACAUCAAUCCUUGCAUCACCAGCCUUCCCAACUCUAGAUGAACUCACAUCAAAUAUUGCAUCAGCAUAUUCGAUUGACGCUCCAUCUGGCAGUCGGGUCACAGGCCUCAUCUGUAUGGUUGAUGAGAUAAAGGUCGAGGAAACAUUGGACUGGUGCUCACGUACCAACAGUGUCAUUGGAUUGUGUCGCGAACACUCACAACCUAUGGCACAUGUCUUCAACAACAUUGAUGAUGCACAUCUCAUAUUUGAUGACUUGGCCAACAAGAAGGUCCACUUUGGUACUGAGGCCACAGUCGCAGCAAUAGGAGCACUCACCAGGAAACAUCGUGAAUACAUUGCACGCCCCUUCCUAAUCAGUGCCACAUGUAAGGGUGAAGAUGCAAGUAAACAUGCAGAACUUCUUCACGUUGCACUGAGAGCUUGUAGCCGAAAAAUGGACACAACAAAGGGAAGGGUGUACUGCAUUGCAUCCGAUGGUGAAUCCAGACGGGGAAAAGCCCUUGUCUCCCUAACAGAGCGCUUCCUGCUUUCACCAUUGUCCCCCCUCUAUGUGCACUUAGGUGGUCUUCCCCUCUUAAAUCUCAUGGUGGGAGAAGAUGAGAUAACAUCCGACAAAGACUACAAACAUGUGAUGAAACGACUUCGACAUACACACCUCCGUACCAGUGGUGUCUCAAUUGGCCGAGUCCAAAUAACACCUGCAGUCCUGCGAUCCCAUCUAGAGGCCAACGGAUGUUCUAUUGCCCGGAUCAACAACCUACUGAAUGCAACAGAUAAGCAAGAUGUAACAACAAUGCUGAACUUAAUGCAACUUAUCUGGUCGCUACCACCACCGCUUCCCACUGACAAACCAGUCCUUCAAGAAACCUGUAUUGCACUUAAUCAGCACUCAAAGCUCUUACGAUAUCUGAUCCUUCCCUAUAUAAACAUAGAACUUAGCCUCUAUGAACAACUCAAGUUCCUCAGUGCAGCCGCACACCUCACAUAUAUUCUUUUCACUCACCAAAAUGCUCGCUCUUCAUUCCUUCCCUUGCCGCUCUACCGUGACAUCCAGAUCAUGGUAAAAAAUGUCUACUUCUGCGUCGCAAAGGCCAAACGGGAUAAUCCUGAUGGGGAAUUUUUCAUAAUUUUGCUGGGCACUGAUCGGCUGGAAUGGAUCUUUGGCCUCAUUCGGUCUCAAAAUGGAAGUGAUGUGAAUGUUAGCACUUACAGUCUCUCUGGAAGAACCUCCGGUGCUGUGGAGUGCCAUUCGAUCCUUUCACAACGGCCAGAAUGGGACCGGGGUCCUUGCCGACUUCGGCUCCAAGGAGUGAGCGGGGGCGCCGGGUUUGAGCAGAAAGUGGAUCAUCUAAAUCCAGCAUCGUGGAAGGGAGACGUACAAGUGUCUGGUAUACAACUCGCAUCGGCAUGGAAGGCAGGCCGGUACCUUAUUGAAAGUGACCAUGAGCUUGCACCGUUCGAGCCAGUGGAGAAAUUGGCCAGAUGCGAGUCAAGUCUGGGUGCUGACCUGCUGAAUCCAUUUGGGACAGACGCCUAUGAAGAGGUGGAAAGUGAGGAGAUACUUGAUCCAAUGCCACAGCAGCCUCAGCAGUGCACAUCGACUUCGCCUAUGCCGUCGUCACUGGAGCUUGAGGAACUUGUUGACAGCGAACACAGCCGUCAGAAUGGGCUCGAAAGCACAGUGGAAGUGGCAGAUGGGAAGCAUGUACACAAGGCAAAGGUUUUGCGUGAAUUUACACGAUAUACAAGAACAUCAAACUCAACUGACCGUUUGAGACGAGUUGCAAACAUAUCCCGCUUUGCGCCAUCCUUCUCAAUGCCAAACCACCACAUUGGAGAUGAUUCAAUCACAGAGACAGAACACAUCUUGAUUCAAGAUGUGGUUGCGGUGCUCUUGCGGUGCGAAGGUGUCCCAUUCCUGGGUGUGGCGCAAGUGAACUCAAUCAAGAUUGACAAAUGUCCUCAAAGUGUCGUGUCAAAGGACUUCCUGAAGGAAGAAACAGUGUCUAUCGGCAUUCAGAUUCUCUCCCUAAAGCCGUCAAAUUCAAUUUUACCUAAUGGAAAGGAAAGCAACUGGGCCUGGAACCAUGGGUAUGACGGAAGUGUCACUGUUCCCGGAAAAUUUCUUCAACAGAUCAGUCCAGAUUUGAUAGAAAUUCUUGAAGCAGACGCACAAAAGAAAACUGUGGGUUAUGGUUUCCGUAGCGAUGAACUUCGAGAGUUGGCAGCAAUGAUGCUUGGAACACUCUCACCAGAGGACAUACGAAAGAUCGUUGAGAUCAAGCGAACAGACGACUUUCCUUACCAGCUUCACAGUGAGUAUAACAGGCAGACAUCCUAG